UCUAUGCAAUUUCUGGGAGACAGGCGAAGAAAAGGACCCUGGAUUUCAUAUUGGACACAGCGUCCGCCAACCACUCCCUCGGAAACUACCUAGAAUUGCUGAAAGUGAACGGGACUUUGGUGGUUGUGGGGGCACCGGAUAAGCCCAUGGAGCUGCCUUCUUUCCCUUUGAUUUUUGGCAAAAGAAUAAUAAAAGGGAGCAUCUUAGGUGGGAUGAAAGAGACACAGGAGAUGAUGGAUGUGUGUGGGCAGCGCAACAUAAAGUCGGAUAUCGAGGUGGUGAAGACAGACCAGAUCAACCAGGCACUGGAUAGGCUUUCUAGGAAUGAUGUUCGGUAUCGUUUUGUAAUUGACAUUGCCGGCAAGUCUGCAAAGAUGUAGGACUCCUUGGCUUCAUGUUAGCGUCUUGGCUAGUAUUCAUCUUCGUGAAUAAACGGUCUACAAGAACCUGUGCUUUGCAAUUAAUUAUCACCUUAUGUUACCAAAGAAAACUGCUAGUUCUACCGGGUAUAUAUUUAUAUAAACUACGACGAGAAUAAAAGUAUGUUUGACGUA
This is a messenger RNA of Vitis vinifera (wine grape), 554 nucleotides long. RefSeq names its product probable cinnamyl alcohol dehydrogenase 6. The record is from RefSeq and is a predicted model, not a curated record. The transcript has 2 exons. Gene Ontology annotation, molecular function: cinnamyl-alcohol dehydrogenase activity. Gene Ontology annotation, biological process: lignin biosynthetic process. Bases 147 to 380 code for a protein of 77 amino acids. Lineage: Eukaryota; Viridiplantae; Streptophyta; Magnoliopsida; Vitales; Vitaceae.